This is a messenger RNA of Syngnathoides biaculeatus (alligator pipefish), 1099 nucleotides long. It is a transcript of the gene mpc1, whose product is annotated as mitochondrial pyruvate carrier 1. Gene Ontology annotation, biological process: pyruvate import into mitochondria. Gene Ontology annotation, cellular component: mitochondrial inner membrane. Bases 154 to 480 code for a protein of 108 amino acids. The transcript has 4 exons. NCBI's taxonomy places the organism in Eukaryota, Metazoa, Chordata, Actinopteri, Syngnathiformes, Syngnathidae. The record is from RefSeq and is a predicted model, not a curated record.
AGUACAAAAAAAAAAAGGAAGAAGACUGCCGUGGACGUGGUUGGUUGGAAAUUUGACCGGGUGUCCUCUGGUAGUUAGUUAGUUAGUUCGUUGCCCUUCAAAGCAAAUUUCAUCAUUUAUCGGUCAUCAUAGACAGAAGCCGAGCGUUAAAUCAUGGCUGGGACAAUUGCACGAAAAGCGAUAGACCACCUCAAGAGCAAAGAAUUCAGAGACUAUUUGAUGAGGUAUCAUUUUUGGGGUCCAGUAGCAAACUGGGGUCUCCCUAUAGCCGCCUUCAGUGACAUGAAAAAGAGCCCAGAGAUCAUCAGUGGCAGGAUGACCUUCGCUCUUUGUUGUUACUCGCUGCUCUUCAUGCGCUUUGCCUACAAGGUCCAACCACGCAACUGGCUGCUGUUUGCUUGCCAUUUGACCAAUGAGAGCGCACAGCUGAUUCAGGGUGGUCGCCUUAUCAAGUACAACUUGGAGAAGAAGACAACAUAGUGGCAAAGUGAAGUGUUCCUUGUCCUUAUUCCACCACACUGACGAAAGCAGCUCCACAAUUGUGUGUGUUCGUUCCUCCAAUCACAGAAGAUGUUGCUGCGUUUCCAUCUCUUUUAAAAAUGAUUGAGCAUCCACAUGAAGUUAAACUCACAUUUUACAACAUAAAACUGAUUUCCCCUAUGAGUAUACUGCUCUGAUUUGAGUUUGCAUCAUUAACCAUGAGGGAAUGUAUGCGCUGAUAAUUCACUUUGCGUUCUGGAUCUGAUGAUUCCAGUGCGUUUUUGUUUUUAAAUAACAUCUAAUUGGAGGAGUUUGAGACUAUUGCUCUUUCACCUUCCAUUUGACGGUGUUUCACUGAAAAUGUAAGUCUGAACUUGUUUGACGAGUGAACAAAAGCAAUAGACUGUUACUCGGGCACUGAAAAGAAAAUAUACGAUUGAAUGUUGCCAAAUGUUGAGGCUGCCUGGAUGUGAUAAUUCGGCUAGCGAUUAUUAAUGUUUCUGAUGACAAAACCUGUUAUGUGUGUUACUUUACGUGUCAUUCUAAUUUAUUGUAGAACCAAAUCAAAAUUUCCCUAAUCUGAUUCUUUGGGUUUGUAAAAAAUAAAGCUUAAAACCAA